Trichoplax adhaerens is the source of this 1197-nucleotide messenger RNA. RefSeq lists its product as uncharacterized. The record is from RefSeq and is a predicted model, not a curated record. Gene Ontology annotation, biological process: microtubule-based movement. The coding region runs from base 1 to 1197 and encodes 398 amino acids. The transcript is spliced from 7 exons. Lineage: Eukaryota; Metazoa; Placozoa; Uniplacotomia; Trichoplacea; Trichoplacidae. Gene Ontology annotation, molecular function: ATP binding; microtubule binding; microtubule motor activity.
AUGGAAGAAUGUGGUCGAUUGACUCAAACAGUUGAGAAGCUCAAUAAUGAAAUCCAUAAUCAUUUAAAAACCAUCGACGAAAGGGAUGCAGAGAUACGUGAAAACGAAGCUAUUAGAAGAAAGCUACAUAAUGAAGUUCAAGAAUUAAAGGGUAACAUCAGAGUUUAUUGUCGUGUCCGGCCAUUGUUGAAAGGCGAAGAUAAUCAAGACUGCGAUUUACCAAUCACUUUUGAUAGUAAUUGUGAUAAGAACAUCCAGAUACAUCAUAGUAACACGAAUGAUGAUGGCUGUAGAAGAACUACAUCUGAAAAGUAUGAUUUUACCUUUGACAAAGUAUUCAAUCCCACUAGCGCUCAGGAAGAUAUUUUCCUCGAGAUCUCUCAAUUGGUACAAAGUGCUUUAGAUGGCUACAACGUUUGUAUUUUUGCUUAUGGGCAAACUGGUAGCGGCAAAACAUACACCAUGGAAGGUUGCGUAGAUCACAAUUCGGGGAGUAAUAAUGCAAGAGCUGGAAUGAUUCCUAGGACUGUCAACCAAAUUUUUACAUCUGCUAGCGCAUUAUCUAGCAAAGGUUGGAAGUAUGAUAUUGAAGCUUCCUUCUUGGAGAUAUACAACGAAACUGUCCGCGACUUACUUGAAGACAAUCAUAAAAAGAAAGAAAAUAUUAAAUACGAGAUUAAAUUAACGAAAUCCAGUAAUGGUGUAAAUCAUGUAGCAGUAACAAACGCUAAGAUAGUUAAAGUUGAGUCUGAAAGACAAGUGUACGACUUACUGAAAGUUGCUUCACGUCAUCGAGCUACCGCAGCUACAAAAUGUAACGAAUAUUCUUCGCGCAGCCACAGCGUAUUUCGACUGAACCUCAUCGGUAGUAAUAGCUUAACUGGACAGAAUUGUGAAGGGACUUUAAAUCUUGUCGAUCUGGCUGGUUCUGAACGAAUAAAUGUAUCCGGAGCAACCGGUGAUCGAUUAAAUGAAGCUAAAAAUAUCAACAAGAGUUUGAGUACCUUAAGUAAAGUAAUUCUGUCACUGGCUAAUAAGGAUUCUCAUAUACCUUACAGAAAUUCAAAGUUAACCUACUUGCUACAAAACUCUUUGGGUGGCAACAGUAAAACGUUAAUGUUUGUGAAUAUUUCACCUUCCAUUCAUUGUUUUCAUGAGAGCUUAAGCUCUUUACGGUUUGCUACUAAGGUAAGCUGA